AGAAGCUGACGCACAUCGCGCAGCAUUCACAACCAGCAGCACCAGGACGAGGAAACAUUAUUAAAACUCCAUCGCAUCCAUGGAUGAAAAGAAGCCUUCUCGCAUGUACUUCAUCGGAAAAAAAGAAGAUCUUAUUCAGGCCAAGAGGACGACUGUAACGCUGGACGGAAGAGACAUCCUUUUAAUGUAUCAUCAGAGAACUUUCUACGCAAUGGACCUGCAGUGUUACCAUGCUGGCAGCACAUUAGAAACUGGAGAUAUUGAGGAAAUCAACAGCAAGCUCUGUAUCGUGUGCCCAAAGCACAAGUAUAAGAUCACUCUGGCUGAAGGCGAGGGUUUAUACAAGGCCACAAACCCAACAGAAAAAGUGCCUACCCCGCGGUGGUACUCCAAAGGCAUAAAGCAGAGAGUGCACAAAGUGACGGAGGUGGACGAGGACAUCUUUGUGACGGUGUCCACCUGCCCGGUGUGGAUCGAGUCGGACUAUUAUCAGAGUGAGAAGGGCAGAGCGGAGCUGAAAAAAGCGCAGGAGUCGGGCGACACAGAGGCAGAUGUCAAUGCAGAUGAAGACGUUUAGAGAGAUCCUGAGGGAACCGCAUAUAUUAGGAUUGAGGAUUUCAGAGGCAGUCUGCAUGAAUAAAACUGCAAUCUGACAUCACCAAUCAAAAUAUUUCCUCCUUUUUGAGUCAGCAGCAGGAUUUCUGUGCAUCUCCGGGAUUCACAGCGACAGCUUGUCUUUCAAGACCACAUUUCUCAGCUAAACACUGAUGGAUAUGCAAAAUUUUGAGUUAUAUGAUGACUUUUCUAAAGAAGAAGAUUUUAUUUUAUGUGUGAAUACAAUAUUUAAUGCAAAAAACGCUCUGUUGCAUAAUUUUAAGUUAAUUUUAAACGUCUUUUUGAAUUUAUGUUUGUAUCAAAUUGAAUUCAAAUAACUUUUAUGAAAAAAAAAAUACGACUAAUAAUGAUUCAUUGUCAUUGAAUAUAAUAUAUUUCUGUCAAAACAAUGGCGUGGGGGAUAUAUUCCUGGCACACAUUGGGCCCAUUAGUACCAAUUGAGCAUCGUGUCAACGCAACAGCCUACCUGAGUAUUGUUGCAAACCAUGUCCAUCCCUUUAUAACCACAGUGCACCCAUCUUCUGAACUAUGUUAUAAAGUGAAUCAUCUCAGACUAGUUUCUUAUACAUGACAAUGAGUUCACUGUACUCAAAUGGCAUACACAAUCACCAGAUCUCAAUCCAAUAGAGCACCAUUGGGAUAUGGUGAUACGGGAGAUUCGUAUCAUGGAUGUGCAGCUGACAAAUCUGCAGCAACUGUGUGAUGCUAUCAUGUCAAUAUGGAGCAAAAUCUCUGAGGAAUAUUUCCAGUACCUUGUUGAAUCAUUGCCACGAUGGAUUAAGGCUUUUCGGAAGGCAAAAUGUGGACCAACCCGGUACUAGUAAGGUGUACCUAAUAAAGUGGCCGGUAUAUAUAUUUUAGGAAUAGUUCACUUAAAAAAUGAAAAUCCUGUCAUCGUUUACUUACCCAUGACUUGUUCCAAACCAGUUGAGUUAUUCUGUUUUAUGUUCUGUUGAAGAAGAUAUUUUGAAGAAUGUUGCAAACCUGUAACCAUUGACAUCCAUAAUAUUUGCUUUUCCUACUAUAGAUGUCAAUUGGUUACCGGUUUCCAACAUUCUUCAUAAUCAUUAUCUUCUUUUGUGCUUAAAAAAAAAGCUUAAACUAGUUUGGAACCACUUAAGGGUAAGUUAAUGUUUCAUUUUUGAGUGAAUUAUUCUUUAAAAUUAUUCACAGCUAGACAUAAGCACAGCAAAGAAUAAAGAUUUAAAAUAGUUACUUGUAUUGUAAACCUUAAAUACUCAGUUAA
Molecule: messenger RNA, 1861 nt
Organism: Danio aesculapii
Lineage: Eukaryota; Metazoa; Chordata; Actinopteri; Cypriniformes; Danionidae
Gene: rfesd
Product: Rieske (Fe-S) domain containing
Exons: 4
Coding region: 80-577 (165 amino acids)
Molecular function (GO): 2 iron, 2 sulfur cluster binding
Source: RefSeq, a predicted model, not a curated record